Acanthoscelides obtectus is the source of this 986-nucleotide messenger RNA. Lineage: Eukaryota; Metazoa; Arthropoda; Insecta; Coleoptera; Chrysomelidae. The record is from the annotation of a GenBank genome assembly.
GUUGUCAUUCCUAUGUCAUUGUGAUCCUGUCCCCCACGUCUCUGUUGUCCUAUUGUCGUUUACAAACACAUAUUUUUAAUAUUCAAAUACAUAUAUAUAUAUAUAUAUAUAUAUAUAUACAUAUAAGCCCAAGGCAUAAAUAUGUCUUUGGUCCCAAAUUAUGACGAUUCAUCAAAUUCUAGCAACUUAAGUUCCUCAGAUUCCGAAAAAGAGACUACUUGCCCAACAGACAAAAAAGAGCCAGUGCAAAAGCCCAAACUCCUUCCUACACCAACAUUCAAUUGUUCAAAGAACAUUUCCACCGAAGAGACAACUUCCGUAUUCAAAAAUCCAUUUCUUGAAGCAGAAAAUGCCAAAGAGGCUAUUUUACAGAAGCAUGUUAAAAUGGUGGAUGUAAAGGAUAAGAUAGAUUAUAUCAACGGGAAGAAGAUUUGCUGGAAUUACAGGUUUUACCCCUUCUGCACUAAUUUCUCUCCCAAGGUAUUCUAUUGUUGUUUCCAGAAAUACACAUUUGCUGAUUUUCAAGAAAAGGACGCUGUCGAUUUGGCCACAACUGUAAAUUUGCACAUGACUCUGACGUUCAAAAAACUGAAGAGCAAAUUCAAGCUGAAAAUGAAAAGGCUGUCAAAAAUGCAGUUGUGUGUCAAAACAUACCACAGAUAGGACUAGCAGUAGAGCAGUCACAAUUAGAUGAAGAAGAAAAUGGAACAAGCAAGAAACGGAAAAGGCCGGGUCUAUCGCAAAGUUUGGUACCUGGGAAAAAGGUCAUGAAGCAGUAUUACAACACUAAGACUUAGCUUACAAUCAAAAUCAUUUAUAUUACAAUUUAUAAAGUACACAAAUGUUUCACAGUUAACAAAAGUACAAAUUUUAAGAAUUCUCUGUUAUAUCUAUUUAUAUUUAUCUGAAUAAGUGUGACAUGUUAUAUAUACAACUGUUUGUAUAUAUUGAUAGUGAUUCAGGAAUAAAUUUUCAGAUUUUAAAAA